Molecule: messenger RNA, 1342 nt
Organism: Anoplophora glabripennis (Asian longhorned beetle)
Lineage: Eukaryota; Metazoa; Arthropoda; Insecta; Coleoptera; Cerambycidae
Product: E3 ubiquitin-protein ligase MARCH8
Exons: 5
Coding region: 223-1269 (348 amino acids)
Biological process (GO): immune response; antigen processing and presentation of peptide antigen via MHC class II; protein polyubiquitination
Cellular component (GO): early endosome membrane; late endosome membrane; cytoplasm
Molecular function (GO): MHC protein binding; zinc ion binding; ubiquitin protein ligase activity
Source: RefSeq, a predicted model, not a curated record
CAUAUGACGUUUGACAGUUGUCAGUGAUGUUCUUAUCAUAAAUUGAUAAGGCAUUGGUUGUUAUUGUACUUAUUACCGAGCCAAAUGUUUAUCCAUAUCUUAUGUGGGUUUAUAGUGGUCGUAAAUGUUUUGUGAAAUCAAUUAAACACGGACGUCCCGAUGAAUCUUAGAAAAAUAGUUACAUAAAUUUUGACAUCUCCGAUCUUAUUUUUUAUUAAUGAAAUGCCUCAACAGUUCAUUAAAGUCAAGGAAAACACAGGGAACGUUCCUACCACGGCUUUUACUGGCUCUGUGAAAAACCAAGACUGGGACUCGUCCUCCAAUCUGUCCAACUCGACUGGAGAUAUAUGCAGGAUAUGCCACUGCGAAGCUGAUGCCGAGAAUCCCCUGCUGUCUCCAUGCUACUGCUCGGGAAGCUUGAAGUAUGUGCACCAAGCUUGCCUUCGACAAUGGCUAGCCGCUUCGGACAUCAGGUCCUGCGAGCUGUGCAAGUUCAACUUCAUCCUGCAUACUAAAAUCAAACCGUUCUCAGAGUGGAGAAUUUUGGAAAUGAGUAGUGUGGAAAGGCGAAGAUUGCUUUGCGCCAUUUUGUUCCAUUUUGUCGCUGCAAUCUGUGUGGUUUGGUCUUUGUUUGUUUUGAUAGAUAGAGCUGCCGAGGAGGUACAGAAAGGAUUAAUAGCUUGGCCGUUCUGGACUAAACUUGUGGUAGUUGCCGUGGGAUUCACGGGAGGUGCCGUUUUUAUGUACAUACAAUGCAGACAGUACUUACAUUUGUUUUCUAGGUGGAAAGCCCAUAAUAGGAUCAUCCUAGUGCAGAAUGCCCCCGAAAAAGCCAACGCCGUGCCCCCCUCGCCGUACUUCCACAGGGAAAGCAGGCAACACGUGCCCACGCAGGUGGUGACGAUCGCCGAGUACAACCAGCCCUCCUCCAACACCAAUUCCAACUCGCAGAACGACCUGCAGCUGUGCUACGUCUUCGAGAACGAGUGUAAGGUCAAGUGUUGCAACAGCAGCGCCUCGUCCAUCCAGAAGGCGGACGUGCAUGUCGAGGACCUGUGCGAGACGCCCCGGAACGAGGCGGAUGUACGUAGCUCCCAGGACGACUCGUCACGAAAUAAUAUCCUAGCUUUAGAUAUUGAGUGCCCUUCUAACAGCAAGAAGAAAUAUUCCCUGCAGAGCUCCUUAAAGACUGAGGUGGUUAAGAGCAACAGCUGUGUUUUCAAGUCUUUGCCUAACUUAAGUACCAGUAGCGAGAACCUGUUGCUGUAAAUAUAGAUAGGACAUAUUUUAAUAUUGUAAAGUUAUUAUUAUAUAAUAAAUUAUUUAUUAUUGGAAGAUUUAA